This is a messenger RNA of Cannabis sativa, 525 nucleotides long. RefSeq lists its product as uncharacterized. The record is from RefSeq and is a predicted model, not a curated record. The transcript is spliced from 2 exons. Bases 66 to 437 code for a protein of 123 amino acids. NCBI's taxonomy places the organism in Eukaryota, Viridiplantae, Streptophyta, Magnoliopsida, Rosales, Cannabaceae.
UAGAUCUCAGUCUCACUCUUCAACUUCACACUACUCAUUCCAAUACAAACAAAUAUCUAAUAUCUAUGGCGUUCAACAAGGCUAUCCUGGUGUUGUUAAUGUUGUCACUUGUGGCUGUAACAACUCAUGCUCGUGUGGACUUUGUGGGGCUUUUUGCUAAUGGUCAUUCUCCCUAUUGUCCACCACCUGGACCAACGAAAUGUAUAAGUUGUGAGUGUAACAAAGAUGCUGGGAAUUCGGUGUGUGUUCGUAGUGAUACGAGACAAGGAAAGUGCCCAUCAAACUGCAGUGAAGGUUGCCUCUGUGAUAGGUCUCUUUGCCCUCGUUGUUGGUGCUCGUAUAAGGUUGAGGAAUGCCCAAAAAGCUGCCCCCCACCCAGUAGUACCUCCACCGCCGAAGCUGCCUUUGAGAAUCUUCUCUCUUUCAAGACAGACUAAGUAGUUAACAGCUAGUACUGACUGAUGUUGUGCUUUUAUCUUAACUAGUAAUUUUAUCUCUGUAAAGUCUUUUUUUUUGGCAAGUUAG